Momordica charantia (bitter melon) is the source of this 2888-nucleotide messenger RNA. Its product is annotated as Pentatricopeptide repeat (PPR) superfamily protein. The record is from RefSeq and is a predicted model, not a curated record. Gene Ontology annotation, biological process: RNA modification. Lineage: Eukaryota; Viridiplantae; Streptophyta; Magnoliopsida; Cucurbitales; Cucurbitaceae. Gene Ontology annotation, molecular function: RNA binding; protein binding.
AUGACGGAAGAAACGUACUGUUUAGCCGCGCUGGUUCAAAAAUGCACUUCCGUGGCCUCACUCAAGACGGCGCGUCAGCUCCACGCUCUCAUUCUGACCUCCAUAGCCGCCGCCGGCUCGCUCACUCCUUACAUCUGCAACAAUAUCUUAUGGAUGUACGCUCGAUGCGGCGCAAUUCGCCAGUCACACCUAGUGUUCGACAAAAUGCCGAAGAGAAAUCUGGUUUCGUUUAACGCCCUAAUGGCGGCCUAUUCCCGGUCUCCGGAGGAUGCUUCUCUGGCUUUCAAGCUUUUUCCGCAAAUGGAGCUCGAAUCCCACAGACCCAAUGGUGCGACUCUCACGAGCUUAUUGCUCGCAGCUUCUUCCCUUAAAAAUCUGACUUGGGGCUCUUUGCUUCAUACCCAAAUAGUGAAACGUGGUUUCGUUAAUGAUGUUUGGGUUCAAACCGCGCUAGUUGGCACUUACUCCAAUUGCCGGGAUUUGGAAUCCGCCGGAAAAGUUUUCCGGUGGACGCUUGGUAAGGGUGUAGUAGCUUGGAAUUCCAUGAUUUUUGGAAAUUUGAAGCACGAUAAACCGGAGGAGGCGCUUCAAUUAUUCUGUGAAAUGCUGCGAAUCGGAAUGGUUCCUACUGAAUUCACCUACGCAAUGGUUUUGAAUUUAUGCAGUAGAAAUGGAGAUUACCAUUUUGGUCGGCUCGUCCAUGGCCGUAUUAUCACUUCAAACGCCAGUAUCGAUAGAACUCUGAAAAAUGUCCUGCUGGAUUUGUACUGCAAUUGUGGAGAUACCCAUACAGCAUUUUGGAUUUUCAAUAGAAUUGAAAACCCGGAUUUGGUUACUUGGAACACAAUCAUCUCAGGAUGUUCAGAGAAUGAGGAAGAAGAGAAGGCCAUGAGUCUGUUUCUUCAAUUACAGGAAUCAUCACCUCCAAAGCCAGAUGAGUACACUUACGCAACUAUAAUCUCUACCAUUGGCAGUCUUACGAGUGGAAUGUCUUUCCAUGGGCAAGUUAUAAAGAGAGGAUUUGAGAGGAGCAUCUUUGUGAGCAGUGCCAUUGUGUCUAUGUUGUUCAGAAAUGGCGAAUCUCAAGCUGCUGAGAAGGUUUUUGGGUCGGUUGUGGAGAAGGACGUUGUUCUCUGGACUGAAAUGAUCACUGGGUAUUCAAGAGUGUCUCAAGGGGAAAACGCCAUUAAAUUCUUUCAGCAAAUGCUUCAGGCUGGGCAUGAUAUCGACAGCUUUUCACUCAGUAUUGCUCUGAGUUCAUGUGCUGACAUUGCCACUCUGCAACAGGGCGAGACCCUUCAUUCCCUGGCCAUAAAAACAGGGUGUGAAGCUGAAAUCUCCGUUUCUGGGAGUCUAAUCGACAUGUAUGCCAAAAGUGGCGACCUGGGUUCUGCUAAAUUGGUAUUUUCUCAGGCCCCAUCUCCUGAUUUGAAGUGCUGGAACGCCAUGCUUGGAGGGUACAGCCACCAUGGAAAUAUAGACCAGGCAUUGAAGCUCUUCUUCGAACUUCAAAACCAUGGCGUCGAGCCAGACCAAGUAACAUUUCUUUCCUUACUUUCUGCUUGCAAUCACAGCAACUCGGUUGAAAUAGGGAAGUUUUUAUGGAACUACAUGAAAGAGAGUAAUAUUAUGCCAAAUUGUAAGCACUAUUCUUCUAUGGUAAGUCUAUUAAGUCGAGCUGGAUUCAUGGAUGAAACACAAGAAAUGAUUUCCAAAUCACCAUUUGCAGAUGGUGAUCCAGAGCUAUGGAGAACUCUGUUAAGUUCUUGUGUUGUUAUGAAAAAUCUUAGAGUGGGAGUUUAUGCAGCAAAACAAGUGUUGAGAUUAGAUCCAGAAGACAGUGCAGCACAUAUUUUACUCUCAAAUCUGUAUGCUGCAGAAGGAAAAUGGGAGGCUGUGGCAGAGAUGAGGAAGAGAAUAAGAGAGUCAAUGGUGGUAAAGGAUCCUGGUCUAAGUUGGAUUGAGGCCAAGAAACAUGUCCAAGCAUUUUCUUCUGGUUUUCAAUCAGAGCCAGAGGUUGAUGAAGCUCUAGAUACACUGCUGAGGCUAAGAGGAAACAUGAGUGCAGAAAUGGAUGAAUUAAGUGUGAUAGGCAGCUAAAAGACUAAUAUAAGAGUAUGUCAAAGCUUGAGCUUUAUCGAGGUUAAAUUUGGCUUUCUCAUACCAACUGUAAAAGCUAAGGGUCGAUUUAUGAAGUAAAUGUAGGAUUAACAAAGUUGUAUAAAGGCAAAAUACAGUUUUAGUCCCCAGGGUUCUAGGGCUGGCUUUUAUUUGAUCAAUUUGGUCCAUGUAGUUUAGAAAUACUCAAUUUUAGUCUCUGUUGAGCAUUGACCAUUAAUUAACCUAACUACUGGAUAUUGUGAUGGUUGGGGGGCUUAGUUGGGUAAUCGCAUGUCGCAAAAAUUAAGUAAUGUGGCAAACUUUAUGCCGUAUUUGUUGGAGACCAUUGCUAAACACAGAAGGUUGCUAUAAAGUUCAUGUAUAAGACCAAACCAGAAUGGCUACAUUCUGUAGAACAGAAGUGAGAAAACGUGGUACAAGCAACAUAAAUCUCCACAUUUAGCAUACAUAUCUACGAGGGCAGUUCCAAAACAAGAACUUAAGCACAUCCUCUCUGUUGAUACGAACCGCUGAUGGCAGACCCGACCAGCCACUAUCACCCGACCAUCACUCUUGUCAUGAACAUCAAACAUGACUUCCACAACUAUGGUAUGCAUCUCCAUUUUCUUUCAUCUUGUUACUCUUCAUUGUUUUUUGUCUUGUACAUUGUAUCACGAGCUUAUCUCAAAUGGCUGUGAAUGUUCCUCUUUGUAAAAGAAGUGUUUGAUUGCUGUCGGGAACUCUUCUGGGGAGAUAGAAUUCUUUAUCAAAUUAAGAGAUUAUCAAUA